Messenger RNA from Pelobates cultripes (western spadefoot toad), 18389 nucleotides. The record is from the annotation of a GenBank genome assembly. NCBI's taxonomy places the organism in Eukaryota, Metazoa, Chordata, Amphibia, Anura, Pelobatidae.
GACACAUGCAGUGAUGCAAGAGAGGCCCUGCGAGGAGCAUCAUUUCUCAUCACAGGUGGUCCAGAAGGAGCCUUCAGCCACAGAUGCUGGGGAUUGCAUUACAGACUGGCUGCCAUGCUCAGUGACGCAGGGACAGAAUCUGCGCUAAGUGUGGCAAACGUGAUUGGCAUGUACAACUACCCACAGGUAAUUCGAGAUAUUAUUGUAUUUUGGUACAUGGUUAAAGGAAUCAGAUUAAUAGAAGAACAGUUUAAAGCACUAAGGAAUCUGCUGGCACUAUAUAAAUGGCAAUAAUAAUAAUAAUAAUAACAGUGGGUAGAAUGUUAGUAAUUUCUUUGGAAUGGAGGAAGGGAGUCUAUGAUGAGGCCAUGGAGCUGGGAGAAAAUAGAUGUUCAUUAAUAAUGACAAUCUUAGUCUAAUCCACAUGUGCACCAAUACUACCAGUCCGGUGGUUCUGAAAGAGGGGCACUGAAUAUGAUACUUCUCUGUGAGAAGCAUUAGCAAUGUUUGGCAUGAUUAUACUGUGUGUGAUGACACCUGUGAAGAAAUGCCUUUUUUUUUUACUGUGUAUGCCCUCUUUGUAUUUGUGUUAAUAGCAAUAUUCCCCUAUGCAUUCGGUAGGUAAAACUACCGAAUGCAGACCCCCCUGUCACUCCUUUAUACAGACUGUCCCCCCUUGCUGGCUGGAUUACGUUCGGCAGAAGUUUUGCACGAACGGCAGGUCUCGCCGCCAUUUCGGGACUUCCUUGUGUUCGCGGCCAUUUUAGCUCCUGAACAGCGGUGUUUGCCAUUGAAUGUCUGGAACUGAAAACGGACACUCAAACAGGCGAACACCGCUGAAGCCUCCAGACCUUCGGUAAAACCCCUUCCAAACUACCGAAAGACCGGGGUACAUCCAAACUUUGGGGAAUUUCUGGUACGUUUUAAUUGUGUUUAAUGGUUAUCUGAGGGGAGGAGAUGUACAGUAUGUAUAUUGUUAGGAUUGGAUGUAUGGCUAAUUAUAUGGGAGGCUGCCUUGCAUGGACUGAAUUCCAUAAAAAGAGCAUGCCUGUCAUUAAACCUCAGUUCAUCUUUGUACCCUUAUUCUGACUACGUAUGCUGUUUGGGAGUUCGUGUGUUUUACUGUGGGAAUUAUCCAGGAACACUAUUGGAUUUACAAUUGGGAAUUCGUCUACUAUAACUACCGAACGGAGGGCUAUAUUCACUGGGCUCUGCCUGUUCGGGAGGAAACUACCGAUUAAGGUUUAAAUGUACUUGGUUUCCUUACAACGCCAUAUGAAAAGGCACUAGAUAUCUGAAGGUUUUUUUUUUGGUUUUUUUUUUGUUUUUUUUUUAUAUUUUUUUUUUUUGCAGUGCAUAUAUGUAUAACAAGCAUGCAGGUGGUACCCCGACGGCAUUCCACGUGCUUAUUUCAAAACAUUUAUAACAGGGGAAUAUGCUAACAAUGCACAAUUUUAUGUAGUUAUAUAUAGGUUGAAGAUUAUCAUGGUGGAGCAUAUUUUCACACAGAUUAUACUAGGACAAGCAUGUAUAUUGCAAACUUCCUUUUACGUCUAUGUGUGAGAAGGUGUAUAAAGAUUUAUAGUUGCUAGUGUGUUCACAUGCAGGUAAACCAACAGCCAUCAAGUGAGUUUUAACUAUGCUUAGGAUGCCACAUUAGAUUGUGUUAGCUAGCACUUAAAAUAUUACUUAUCGAUCACUCAGCAGAAGGUAUGGGUAUAACAUGUUAAUGGUCGUUACUUUGAGUUUAGUCAGCAAUCAGAAAGCAGUUUGUGCGUCAGGAGGCAUAGUCGGGGAAGUCCAGCGAUAUGCCUGACAAUUGUCACGGUCACCUUCAUCCGAUCCCCUCUGGGCUCGCACUGUAGCCCCUGGGAGUCGCCAUCCCCUGUGGUGUCAAGGACAUACGUGCGUGUAGAAGCCAUGCAUCCGGCCUUUGGUGAUAGAGGUUUGCAUAUUGGGGGGGUCGGCGCUUCCCUGUUGGGCAGGUCGCUUCGACACCCGUCCGGAUUCGUGGUCGCUUGUAGCGGAGGUGAAUGUGGGGUUGAGAGCUGGCUCUUAGUUGCCGCUUGUUCCGCCGUCGGCGCCUCUUAGUGGAGCCGCCGGUAGUAACCGUUCUGCGUCUGCUCGUAGGGCUGGAGGUCUCUGGAGGUAUACUUGCAGGAGUGGUCAGUAUAGUUGAAGCAGUAUGCAGCUUUCUCUCUGCUAUCUUAGCCCAGAAGGCAGCAAAUAUUUCGUCGAGUUUGGACAGAGAGUGAUUCUCUGGAUCUCCGCUGGCCCCCAUAACUGCCGAUUGGCACGUGGCAUUCGCCAUAUUGGAGUCGGUGGUCCUUGGGUCGGACAGUCUUUGGGGCAAACAAUCGGUAUGCUGUUGGUGCCGGGAUAUCCCUCACCGGCAAGGGGGGGGGAGAGGGAGGCUCGUGGGUGGUCCUCUGCAGCUUAGGGUCCGUUUCUAGGGAGUCUCGGGCUGGGUGAUCGGCCGCCUCACCCUCGCCUUUGUCUCUACCCAGGUUGCAGGUCCAAGCGUCGCAGUAGGCCCCAGCGAUAUGUCUCGAGUUCCCGGUGUCUUAGAGUUGUAUUUGCGGUUUCGUUGCAAUCUCCUUUGCAUCCUCUCCAUGGGUGGUGCAAUUUAACGGAGUUUGUAGCUUGUUAGCCGGGUUAUUUUGGCAUAAGUUGUAGUUUCAGACGGGAGCUCAUGCUACCCACGUCUGAUCAGCUCCACAGCCAGGCUCCGCCCCCUGAAGGUUUUUAAUGAGGAAACACUCCUAGCUGUUUUCAGUCUGACAGCUUUCAGACAAAUGUUUACAUUGUCUGAAAGAUGGGAAAUCAAGAAGAAAUUGAUUAUUGGCUUAGAGUGUCCAUUUAAAGGGGUAUUUCUGCUUUUAGAAGUGGUCAUCAUGGUAGGAGUCUGUACGUGCAGUGUUUCUGCUUGAAACGUUGCACAUACUGAAAUAAUUGCACUUUUGUACCGGGCAGCUAGUUAUAAAUCUGGCUCAGGUGACUUUGGCAAGCUAGAACUCUGUUCCAGAUUGCCAAAUGUCAAUUCUGUGCAAAAUUGACAUCGGUCUCCAACGCACAUCGGUCUCCUCCCUUGCAUGACAGGCGCAUUGUUGUCAUAUGGGCUGGUGGAACCCUAUUAUCAUACCCAAUAGAACACAAACACUGAUAUUAUAUGGAUUAAAUAAGUCCACAGCUUUAAUAAAUAUAUAAAUUAUAACUUAACAUGAGAGCAUGAAUAAAUAAAGUCAUUACUCCCCACCCUAUAACAUAACAUGUCCCUCUGUCAUAAAAGGCAAUGACCCAUAUUUUCAAGCAAUAAACAUAAAUUAUAGCAAACAAUUAACAUCAUAAUGAUAAUACAUAAAGUGACAUUUUAUUUCGAUAACCAUGGUAGGGGUGUACCCAGAUACUACCCCACCAGUUUCUGAGCUACCAACAAGCUCGAAACCUACCAACUUUGACAUGUACAGUAUUAACCCCUUCCUAACUAACAGAAUAACUACUCUGUACUGAACCAAGAGACUGUUUUUUCCCCUAAACUUUAACUCACUAACCCCGCCACAAGCUCAGACCUUGAUCACUUAAGCUGUCUGAGCUCCGCCAUCCCGAAGAAACAAGGCCCUACUCAGCCUUUCCUGAAAACCCCAAGUUUAACAUGUCCCAACCCAUGUCAGAUAGGUUAACCCCAUCAGUACGAAAAUAACCAAGCAGCAUAGCGUCCCGUUCCAAGUGCUGGAUCACCACCACCCCAGUUUUCUGAACAAAACUGGCCAUCAUACUAUUCACCUUGCCCUCUCACCACGCAAUCGUACCAGGAUCCCUUGCGUGUGUCACCGUAACCGGGGAACUAUCUCCAGCCAUACCACAAUUACCCCAGGGACUUCGUCCCAAAGCCGAUUGAUAUCCCGUUCCAUCCAUUUGACAAGCUGCCGCUGAGGAUCCAGCCCUAGAUCAUUAACCCCUGCAUGCACUACCAUGAAGUCCGGCCUCUUUCCCCUAUUAAACAAAACAAAAGUCCCACGUACAUCCCCCCAGCGGGCACCUCGUUAACUGAACCAUUGUAUCUCAAUCCGGUCCACAGGAAAGCUCAGCUGCUGACUCUGAACACUAGCUGCUGCCCUCCUCUUUGUCCAGAAAAUGAAAGAAUGGCCCACGAUCCAGGCCACAUGACCAAUGGAGAUAAGGGGACACAAUUAAUCAAAUGGGGACCACACCUUGCAACCCCUCCAAACCUCCCACCAUCAGCCCCAGGCGCACAUAGGAUCAGAACCAAACCGAUUCCAACCUCCCUAUCUUUUUGAAAGCUCCCUACCCAACCCCAAUCGUGUGGCCUCCGUGGCUGCCCCGAUGUGUAAAGAAUAAGUCCAAAACUGGCCGGUUUACAACCCAAGCCCCCACAGGCCCACCCAAAAUCCUUGAAAAACUGAAAACAAGAGAGCAAGGAACCAACCCAAUGCAUCAGAAAUGAACCCACCCCAGUCCAUCAGAACACAUUGGUAACACACAGAUAUCGGGACACAUUGGUAACUGGGCAUAAUGGCGACCCCGGAAGAGCAUACAGCACAACAUCCUUCCCCUUCCCCAAAACGUCAGUCUUCAAUCGGGCAAAUUAACUACAAGCAGAACCCCCAGCAUCCGGAUGUCUUCCAUCUGAGAGCCCCCACCCUUGGCCCGGGUACUGCUCACAAGCUCUCCUAUCUGGAAAGCACCGAAAAAAGCCAACGCAAACACAGUGCAAAAUAAAAUGGUCUCAUAGCCAUCGAAGCACACAUCUGGCAGAACUCGAAACAGCCCCUCCAGGACACCUAUGGAUACAUCGAGUAUCUGGACCUUUGCGACCCCUCUGAAAUCCCUACAGUGCCUGCCUCACCAUGAAAUGCUUCAUUAGAUCCUCCCAACCAUGAAGUUUAAACAAGAAAGCAAGUGCAGCCAUGUGCCUGUCCAUUACCGAUGGGGAAACCCCUCUUAUCAACAGUCGAAAUAUAAACCACAGGGCGGUGUCCAAACGAGAUUCCCCAGUCAACUCCCUCUCCAAGCCAACCCACGACUCUUCCCAUGACUCCAAAACCUUACAUUGUGCAAUACACGUGUGGGGAGCCAAGGAAGCUCUCACAAUUCCCCCAAGCAGCUGUUCUGGGCAGCCAUUGGCGAUGUCACCCAACAGUGACAUCGCCAAGCUCCUGUUGAAGAUCCGUCCCAUGGGGAUCACCCUGCAGGCAAAGUUAAUUUUACUUAGAAGCGACUGCAUUUGUCGGAGCAUAACCUUACGAGCCUGACGCACCUCCGCCACCACCGCCCGCAAGGCAGUCAGCUUGUCCUGGGGAAGACUGCAUUCCCCACGUUGCAUGUUGAUCUCCAAACCCAAGAAAAUGAGGUCUUGCCCGCCGCGAGCAACACCCAAAUUCACCCAGCCACCCAUUCAAUGGUCCUCAGGAGAUGAAAACAAAGCUGGGAAUCUGCCGGGCCCAAUCCCACAGAAAGACACCCAGGUAAUGGACAGAAAUUCGACUCCCAGCCUCCACCAUAAUGACCCAUUCCAGAAUGUUUUGAAAUAAGCGCAUGAAAUAGAACAGCCCGUAGGGAAGCGCAUGUUGACUAAGUAUGUCCCGUCAACAAAACAACCCAACAAAUGAUUACAGUCGGGAUGAACAGGGAGCAGCUGAAAAGCCACCUCAAUAUCCACCAUUGCCAUAAAGGCAUCAUGUCCAGCCCGCUUAACCAACUCAAUGGCAUGGUCAAUGUCCUUGUUUACUGACGAGCCUUUUGGGUAAGAGAGGUGAUGUACAAGGCAAAACUUACCCGGCUCCUGCUUGGGGACAACCCCUAAAGGAGACAGGCGCAAGUUGGGGAAAGGCAGAUCUCUAAACAGGCCGGCCAUCUGUCCCAGCUAAACCUCCUUAUCCAAUUUCUCGCUCACCACCUAAGGAAAAUAUGACACCGACUUCAAAUUUCGGAAGCCCUGUGUACCCCCCCGUUACUGAAAAGGAAUAAAGAAACCCUCCCUGAAAACCAACAAAGCCGCAUCACCCUUCUUAGCCAUGGUGAGUGACCCACUGUGAGUGGGUUUCUUGUAGGCCGCAAGUCUGCCCUGGCUGUAGCCGCCGAUCUCGGUCAGAUGCUUCACUAAAUCCGAUACUGUCACCUUCAGCAGUAAGACUUCUGCAAAGAUUUUAAAUUUUUGAGGCGAUUUAGAUCCCUUUUUUUAUGGAGUUCUCAGGAUGUGCGACCGGUCAGGUCGGCAGUUAGGCUCCGCCCCUCAAAAUUUCAGACUUUUUAUGUGGUUUUUUUUUAUACAAAUUUUUACGACAACUGUAAAACUUUUGCUAACAUCAAAUGUGCAAAUAAUCACAAUUUAAUUUACACGUACCAUUAAAAUGCAAAGCCAAUAGGGACUAAAACGGCAUCAUGAGCAAUAACUAAUUUUAUUGGAAAAGGACAAUGCAAAUUGCUGUACCUUUCCCCCCCGUCCCGCAUUAUUUUUUAAGCAUUACAUAGAUAUUUAAUUAAAACACAUACAAACAUAACAAAAAAAUUAACAAAAUAAAAUAGUUAUUACAUAUAUAUUGUUGCUAGUCACCUUCUCCAGGAGAGCCGGAAGCUCUCUGAGCACAUCCUGGCGAUAUGGGGCAUGGCUCACUUACACUAUCGGCCAAUGGGUCAAGGGAGCUACUCUGCAGUGCAGGAGCUUUUUGCUCUCCUGUAGACUGAGACUGACACCCAGCAGACCACAGGUAAGUUGUCAAACUGUUUGUAAAUGAUCUGGCUACUUACCUUAAAAUGGUGCCAGGGCGCUCCUGGUACCAAUUAUAGCACAUUGUACUGGUUAUGUUGCUUGGAGUGUUACUUUAAGUGUAGGAUUGUGUAAAGAAAACAUGUGUUAGGGAUUUUUGUUUACUGUUUUAAAAUAAUCUGCCCACACCUGCUUUCAAUAACACCUUUCCUUUUUCAAAUUAUAUUCUUAGAUCAGCUACUUCACUCCCCCACUCCAGUUCAGCAAUCGUGUCUUGUUUCCUUCAUCACUCAGUGUGGCCCCAGCUCUUUCUUCUCAUGCCAAGGGCCUUGUCCAAUUGAUUCAAACUUUUGGUUGGACCUGGGUGGGAGUUCUUUCAGAAGUUGGAGGAGUUUCUACUGUGGCUCAAACCUUCAUUGAGGAGCUGAAGACCACCAGGGUCUGCUUGGCCUUCUGGGAAAAUGUUCCUUCUGCUCUAAUAGAUAUAAGCCAUGUGGCAUCAGUUAUAAAACGCUCCACAGCUAAUGUAGUAGUUGUCUUCUCACUUGAAUCUUACCUGAACCCUGUACUGAUGGAUCUUGCUUUGUCUGUGGACACCAAGGCAAAAAUUUGGAUAUUCACUGAGGGUUGGUCUACAUCUCCAAGACUGGUGAAUCCAAAGCUCUCACACUUUCUCCAUGGAGCACUGGGAGUUGCUCCUAGAAAUGGGGCAGCUCCCGGAUUGAAAGAGUUUGUACUGGGGCUUCAACCAAAUCAGAUAACUGAGAACCAAUUCCUUAUGGAGUUUUGGCAACUGGCAUUUAGCUGUAGGUGGGGUAUCCCUAAUAAUGAGUCCUUGUACUGGACUAUAUCUACUACCGGUAACACUUCAUCCGUCUUCUCUGAUUAUUCCUUUUCCUCCACAACUUCCUCCCCAUUCACUGUCUCCACUUCUGCACUUAACAGCUCUUACACUUUGCCCAUUUGCACUGGACUGGAGGAUCCUGCCUCUUUGCAGAUAUUUUCAGAUAUCAAUAGCCUUCGGGUAACUUAUAACGUCUAUAAGGCUGUGAGGAUGGUGGUCCAAGCUUUGAAGGACAUGGCCACCUGCAAAGAUAGGGAAGAUGGAUCGAUCGAUCGAGGAAGUUGUGUAGACAUGCAACAUUUUCAGCCCUGGCAGGUGAGAAUUGCGCAGAAUAAAAUAAUAUAAACUAACAUUUUAUAGAAGAAAAUGGUUUGAAAGUGAAGUUGUUGUAAAGACAGACCAUUAGAAUUUUAAACAAAGCGCGUGCAUAAAUUGCAACAAUUUCAUGAAAAAUGAUUUUGACGAGCAAAAUAUAAAUAUUUGAUAUUAAUAUUAAAUAUUUUUGGGCCAUUUGGUUUGCGAAGAAGUAACCAAUAAAGGGAAAUAGAAGAAUACCAGUAAAAAACAAAAGCAAGCUAUAUUUAUAUAUAUAUAUAUAUAUAUAUAUAUAUAUAUAUAUAUAUAUAUAUAUAUAUAUAUAUAUAUAUAUAUACAUUAUAUAUUUAUUAAAUAUAUAAAUAUAGAUUUUUUUUAAAUUUUUGCUGUGCUUCCUUUUUUUUCCCUUUAUCAGUCAACAUUUAGUGGCUGUCUUCUAACCUUCACUCACCUUUUUUUUCAUCAAUCAUGUUUUCUUUAUGCCAUUGACAGAAUGCUAAAUCAUAAAACUAUUAAAAUGGUUUUGCCAAUUGUCCAUUUCAUUUGUUACGUGAUUCGUCCAUGCAUAAUUUCCGAGUCCAGGAUUUUGGACGAACAGCCCAAAAUUUGGACCAAUCACAUUUUAUUUGAAAUCAAAUACGCAAAUCUAAUGACAAAGGGAAAAAAAAGACAGAAGGAUAACUGGGACAAAUUAUUUUGCUGAGACCAAGAUAUGUAUAACAAAGGAGAAGCAGAGAAGUAACCUUUUGUGUCUUGCUUCUCUUAUUCUAAAUGUCCUAAAUUUCUCUUCUUCCAUCCAUUCCCCAGUUCCUCUAUCACCUUCGCAGGGUUCACUUGAAAGGAAAUGUUGGCGAUGACUUAUAUUUUGAUUCUCUUGGAAAUGCACCAGCCGUAUAUGACAUCAUCAAUUGGCAGGAAGAACCUUCGGGUCUCGCCAGUUUGGCAAUUGUGGGAAUGUAUGAAAGUGGUGUCCUUCAAGGUCAAAACAUUAUCAUUGACUACGCUUCUAUCAAAUGGGCAAAGGGCAUUAAGCAGGUAAGGUUUGUCAGAACUACUUCACAAUACGUUUCAUGAGCAUAUGGUAAAAGUUCAUGGGUCUCAUAUUUUGUUUCUUCAGCCGCCUGUUUCAAAAUGUUCAGAAAAUUGCCCACCUGGCUUUUGGAAAGCCCGACAGCAGGGACAGCCUCAUUGUUGCUUUAAUUGCAUUCCCUGCGCUGCAGGUGAAAUCUCUAAUCAGACUGGUGAGUAACUUGAAGCCAAAUGUUUACAGUAUAUAAAGUAAGUAAAAGGAGCAGAAAAAAAUCUAUAUUUAUAUAUUAUUUAUUCAUAAAAUGUGUAUAUAUAUAUAUAUAUAUAUAUAUAUAUCUUAUUAUUAUUUAAUUUUUUUUUACUGCUUUUCAUGUUUCUCUCUAUUGUUCAUGUAGCGGAGUGUAUGCUUGCCAGACAUUUUUUUAAUUCCCCUUUCUGGGCUGUCCUUAUCCUCUGUAGCUGAAUUACCACCUUUCGUGUCUUUUUCCCGGAAUGUUUCGUGUGGUUCCUCUUUGGCAGUUCAGGAAAUAUGAACUACCGAACAGGGCGAUCAUUCGUACCCUGAAAGCUAGAGGUUCUCUUGUACCGAUAUUUUUUAUGGAUUUUCUGUACCUGAGAGAUAAUUAAAUUAGAUGAGUUUACUCAAGCAAUUAUCUCUCAGGCACAGGGAAUUCUGGGGUUGAAACCCCUGCAUUUGUUGUGAAUGAAACCCCUUGCAUGGUACUGGGCAUUAAAGCUGUGUAUGUGAGACUAAAGUUCAGUUGUACCCUCAGAAAGGUUCUGUGAGGAGGUGGAUCAUUCUUUGUCUGUUUUCUCUUGUUCCUGAUGGCUUCUUGGUAUACCUGGGGAGGGGGUGGAUUAUUAUUUGGCUGUUUUCUCUUGUUCCUGAUAGCUUCUUGGUAUACCUGGGGAGGAGGUGGAUCAUUCUUCGGCUGUUUUCUCUUGUUCCUGAUAGCUUCUUGGUAUACCUGGGGAGGAGGUGGAUUAUUCUUUGGCUGUUUUCUCAUGUUCCUGAUGGCUUCUUGGUAUACCUGGGGAGGAGGAGGAUUAUUCUUUGGCUGUUUUCUAUUGUUCCUGAUAGCUUCUUGGUAUACCUGGGGAGGAGGUGGAUUAUUCUUUGUCUGUUUUCUCUUGUUCCUGAUAGCUUCUCGGUAUACCUGGGGAGGAGGUGGAUUAUUCUUUGGCUGUUUUCUCUUGUUCCUGAUGGCUUCUUGGUAUACCUGGGGAGGAGGUGGAUUAUUCUUUGGCUGUUUUCUCUUGUUCCUGAUGGCUUCUUGGCAUACCUGGGGAGGAGGUGGAUUAUUCUUUGGCUGUUUUCUCUUGUUCCUGAUAGCUUCUUGGUAUACCUGGGGAGGAGGUGGAUUAUUCUUUGGCUGUUUUCUCUUGUUCCUGAUAGUUUCUUGGUAUACCUGGGGAGGAGGUGGAUUAUUCUUUGGCUGUUUUCUCUUGUUCCUGAUAGCUUCUUGGUAUUCUUUGGCUGUUUUCUCUUGUUCCUGAUAGCUUCUUGGUAUACCUGGGAGCAGGUGGAUUAUUCUUUGGCUGUUUUCUCUUGUUCCUGAUAGUUUCUUGGUAUACCUGGGGAGGAGGUGGAUUAUUCUUUGGCUGUUUUCUCUUGUUCCUGAUAGCUUCUUGGUAUACCUGGGGAGGAGGAGGAUUAUUCUUCGGCAUACCUGGGGAGGAGGUGGAUUAUUCUUUGGCUGUUUUCUCUUGUUCCUGAUAGCUUCUUGGUAUACCUGGGGAGGAGGUGGAUUAUUCUUUGGCUGUUUUCUCUUGUUCCUGAUAGCUUCUUGGUAUACCUGGGGAGGAGGUGGAUUAUUCUUUGGCUGUUUUCUCUUGUUCCUGAUAGCUUCUUGGUAUACCUGGGGAGGAGGUGGAUUAUUCUUUGGCUGUUUUCUCUUGUUCCUGAUAGCUUCUUGGUAUACCUGGGGAGGAGGUGGAUUAUUCUUUGGCUGUUUUCUCUUGUUCCUGAUAGCUUCUUGGUAUACCUGGGGAGGAGGUGGAUUAUUCUUUGGCUGUUUUCUCUUGUUCCUGAUGGCUUCUUGGUAUACCUGGGGAGGAGGUGGAUUAUUCUUUGGCUGUUUUCUCUUGUUCCUGAUAGCUUCUUGGUAUACCUGGGGAGGAGGUGGAUUAUUCUUUGGCUGUUUUCUCUUGUUCCUGAUAGCUUCUUGGUAUACCUGGGGAGGAGGUGGAUUAUUUUUGGCUGUUUUCUCUUGUUCCUGAUAGCUUCUUGGUAUACCUGGGGAGGAGGUGGAUUAUUCUUUGGCUGUUUUCUCUUGUUCCUGAUAGCUUCUUGGUAUACCUGGGGAGGAGGCUGGAUUAUUCUUUGGCUGUUUUCUCUUGUUCCUGAUAGCUUCUUGGUAUACCUGGGGAUGGACCUGGGGAGGAGGUGGAUUAUUCUUUGGCUGUUUUCUCUUGUUCCUGAUAGCUUCUUGGUAUACCUGGGGAGGAGGUGGAUUAUUCUUCGGCUGUUUUCUCUUGUUCCUGAUAGCUUCUUGGUAUACCUGGGGAGGAGGUGGAUUAUUCUUUGGCUGUUUUCUCUUGUUCCUACCUGGGGCUUCUUGGUAUACCUGGGGAGGAGGUGGAUUAUUCUUUGGCUGUUUUCUCUUGUUCCUGAUAGUUUCUUGGUAUACCUGGGGAGGAGGUGGAUUAUUCUUUGGCUGUUUUCUCUUGUUCCUGAUAGCUUCUUGGUAUACCUGGGGAGGAGGUGGAUUAUUCUUUGGCUGUUUUCUCUUGUUCCUGAUAGCUUCUUGGUAUACCUGGGGAGGAGGUGGAUUAUUCUUUGGCUGUUUUCUCUUGUUCCUGAUGGCUUCUUGGUAUACCUGGGGAGGAGGUGGAUUAUUCUUUGGCUGUUUUCUCUUGUUCCUGAUAGUUUCUUGGUAUACCUGGGGAGGAGGUGGAUUAUUCUUUGGCUGUUUUCUCUUGUUCCUGAUAGCUUCUUGGUAUACCUGGGGAGGAGGUGGAUUAUUCUUUGGCUGUUUUCUCUUGUUCCUGAUAGCUUCUUGGUAUACCUGGGGAGGUGGAUUAUUCUUUGGCUGUUUUCUCUUGUUCCUGAUGGCUUCUUGGUAUACCUGGGGAGGAGGUGGAUUAUUCUUUGGCUGUUUUCUCUUGUUCCUGAUAGCUUCUUGGUAUACCUGGGGAGGAGGUGGAUUAUUAUUUGGCUGUUCUUGGUAUACCAGCAGAAAAGAAUCCCUGCUAGGACUUGGGCUCCGCUACAGCUCAUUUUGCACUUAAUCUGUGAAAAGAAAAAAGCACUUUUGUAAUUUGAGAGUAAAGCAACAAUGCAGCUAUUCCUGUAUUUUUACAUAUUAAAACUACAAAUAGAAUGUUGAGAUUUAACAAGUACAGUCUUAUCUUUAAUAGAAAAAAAAAGAUAUUUCAUUUUGGUGUGAUUCACAUAGUUACUAAAUGUCCAUACAUGUAUCUAUAGUCCGUGCUGCUAUCAGAAUUCUAAAACUAUUGGCAGGGCUCCCCUAACGCACAGAAUCAGAAAUAACUGCACCCUCCAUACACACAUAUACAUUGUAGCGAAGUAGUAGUAUUAUCCACAGUAUCUCCGCUGGCAGACAGAAUAAAGCAGAUACAAAGUAGACAAAAUCCAUGUAGCGUAGUUACAAUCCCUUUCUCCCAUUCGGUAGUUUGUUCGUUUCACGAACAGUGUUGAAAUUCACUGUUCGUGAAACUACUGUAGGAAUGUUGGUGGCUUCCGUGCCACCAGCAUACGAAUGCUCUUGUUCGCAUCAGGUACAGAAAAGGGAACAUGCACAGUUUAGCCUUAAAGAUACAAUAUUACAGGAAUGGAAAUACAGUUUUAAGUGGCUAGUUUUGCCACAUACAUAUUGACAGAUACACACACAGAUACACAUGUCCAGUCCCACACCUUCCCACAUUCACACAUACACACUGCACAUAGAGAAAAAAAAAUACUGCCACAAACAAACACAGAUAUACUACCACAUAUACAUACAGAUACACAUACAUACACAGCACACACACUGCAACACAUAUACACAAAGUGAAACACACUGCCAGACAAAGACACACUACCACACACAAAUACACAUUCAUAUACUCAGGGCCGACAUCAGAUACUUUGGGGCCCCUGACAAAGCACAAGGUCUGGGCCUCCCUCCCAGGCACGCCCACGCCCUACCUAGUCCGCUGACAAUGAUGCAGGACUGAAUGUGGUGUGUAUAGUGGAAGUGAAUUAGAAUGUGUGUAAUGGAUGUAGUGUUUGUGUGUAUUAAAUACUGUUUGUGCAGUGAAUGCAGAGUGUGUGUUUGUGUAGCGGAUGCAGUGUGUAUAGUGAACGCAGAGUGUGUUUGAGUAGUGGAUGCAGUGUGUGUACAGUGAUGUAGUGUGUGUUUGUGUAGUGGAUGUAGUGUUUGUAUGUACUAGAUGAAAUGUGUUUAGUGGAUGCAGUGUCUGUAGUGGAUGUAGUGUGUGUAUUAGACGCAGUGUCUGUGUAUAGUGAAUGCAGAGUGUGUGUCAGUAUAGUGAAUCCAGAGUGUGUGCAUAGUUUAGUGAAUGCAGAGUGUGUGUUAGUGUGUAGUGAAUGCAGACUGUGUCAGUGUAAUGAAUGUAGUGUGUGUGUUAGUGCAGUGAAUGCAGAGUGUGUGUAAGUGUGUAGUGAAAGCAGAGUGUGUGUUAAUGUGUAGUGAAUGCAGAGAGUGUGUUAGUGUGUAGCGGAUGCAGAGUGUGUGUUGGUGUAGUGAAUGCAGAGUGUGUUAAUGUGUAGUGAAUGCAGAGAGUGUGUUAGUGUGUAACGGGUGCAGAGUGUGUGUUAGUGUAGUGUAUGCAGAGUGUGUGUUGUAUUAGUGUAUGCAGAGUGUGUUUUGUAUUAUUGAAUACAGAGUGUGUGUUGUAUUAGUGUAUGCAUAGUGUGUGUUGUAUUAUUGAAUGCAGAGUGUGUGUUGUGUUAGUGCAUGCAGAGUGUGUGUUGUGUUAGUGUAUGCAGUGUGUGUGUUGUCGUAAUGUAUGCAGAGUGUGCUGUGUUAGUGUAUGCAGUAUGUGUGUUGUAUUAGUGUAUGCAGUGUGUGUGUUGUGUUAGUGUAUGCAGUGUGUGUGUUGUAUUAAUGUAUGCAGAGUGUGUGUUGUGUUAGUGUAUGCAGUGUGUUGUGUUAGUGUAUGCAGUGUGUGUUGUGUUAGUGUAUGCAGUGUGUGUGUGUUGUGUUAGUGUAUGCAGUGUGUGUGUGUUGUGUUAGUGUAUGCAGUGUGUGUUGUAUUAGUGUAUGCAAUGUGUGUGUUGUGUUAGUGUAUGCUGUGUGUGUUGUGUUAGUGUAUGCAGUGUGUGUUGUAUUAGUGUAUGCAGUGUGUGUGUUGUGUUAGUGUAUAUUAAAUUUAAUUAAAUGUUUCUCCCCCCUCCCUGCUUCUUACCUGUGUCCAGGGAGAGGGGAGAUUCCAUCCCUGGUGGUCCGGUGGCAUGGGGGGCCCCCCGGCUCACUGUUACCGCAGAGGGGGCCCAGCACACUGCCUCUACUCUUCUCUUCUCUUCUCUUCCAAUAACUCUCGCGAGACCCACGGAGUGUUGCCAUGGUAACCGGGUCUCGCGAGAGUUAUUAGAAUAGAGGAGAAGAGAAGAGUAGAGGCAGUGUGCUGGGCCCCCUCUGUGGUAACAGGGAGCCGGGGGCCCAUGGCUGCACACAUAGAUAGCGAUAUUCGCCAUCUAUGUGUGCAGAGAGGGAAAGUGGGGCCCGGGACGGCCUUGCAUAUACUGCUACAGAUACACAGAAACACACACUGACAUAUAUAUAUAAAGGUUGUCACACACAGACACUGACAAAAUAUUAUGCCAGCUGAGUUCUGUCUUAGUCAUCCUCCUCCAUGCCUACCAUUGUGCUUCCCAGGGAUCCAACAGGGAGCUGCUCUGGGUCUGGGAGAAAAAGAAAUAGGCCCAGGCAUUUCCUGGCAUAGCAGCCCAAUUUUAAAUAUUGCAAAAUUUCAAUUUCAAUUUGUAAUUCAAAUUUCUUUUGGAUCCAAAAAAACAAAUAUGAAGACCUGGAAAAUGUACACAGGUACAAACAUACAGAAAUACAAAUACACACAGACAGGCACAUACACACACAAAAAUACACACUCAUAGAUACACACAUACAGAAAUACAAAUACACACAGACAGACACAUACACACACAAAAAUACACACUCAUAGAUACACACAUACAGAAAUACAAAUACACACAGACAGGCACAUACACACACAAAAAUACACACUCAUAGAUACACACAUACAGAAAUACAAAUACACACAGACAGACACAUACACACACAAAAAUACACACUCAUAGAUACACACAUACAGAAAUACAAAUACACACAGACAGACACAUACACACACAAAAAUACACACUCAUAGAUACACACAUACAGAAAUACAAAUACACACAGACAGGCACAUACACACACAAAAAUACACACUCAUAGAUACACACAUACAGAAAUACAAAUACACACAGACAGGCACAUACACACACAAAAAUACACACUCAUAGAUACACACAUACAGAAAUACAAAUACACACAGACAGACACAUACACACACAAAAAUACACACUCAAAGAUACACACAUACAGAAAUACAAAUACACACAGACAGGCACAUACACACACAAAAAUACACACUCAUAGAUACACACAUACAGAAAUACAAAUACACACAGACAGGCACAUACACACACAAAAAUACACACUCAUAGAUACACACAUACAGAAAUACAAAUACACACAGACAGACACAUACACACACAAAAAUACACACUCAAAGAUACACACAUACAGAAAUACAAAUACACACAGACAGGCACACACACAUAAAAAAAAUACACACUCAUAGAUAAACACAUAGAGAAAUACAAACACACAUACAGGCACACACACAAACAAAUUUACACUCAAAGAUACAGACAUACAGGCACACAGAUACAGAUUCACAGAGAUACAUAUUUACUGAGACACUCAUAGAUGAAUAUGUAGGAUAAGGUAAGAGGGAAAGUGGAGCUUCCCUUUGCUCUACAAUAGUGAAGUAUCUUAUUUUCUGACAUACUCCCAGGCUGCUAACAAUCAUACAAACAGCUAAAAAUAAAUGCACAAUAAAGAACACAGCAAUCAAACAAAGUGAACAGUGCACAAUAAAAUAUUGUAAUGGUGGGUUAUAUCUUACUUAAUCCGUAAGUGCAAUGACAUGCAACCCUCUUAAAAUGUCUCUACAUAUGUAUUAUAAAAUAUAAUAAAAGCACACAUAUACCCCAAAGUCUGGUAUAAUUAUGCCUGCAGAAAAUAAGAAAACAGAAAACAAUCUCAUAGGGUAGUAUAGUAAUCACAGGUAAUACUUGGAUAAUAUUAUUCUCUUAAAGUAUCACACUCACAUUUUUCUGAGCCUGUUCAAAUAACUGGCUCAGGUAGUACAGCAUAUGUGUGAUAGUUGUAGUUCCAGACGGGGUAAGUGGCUAAUUAUCACAUCCUGCCCCAUGUAAUUCCCCCGUAGCUUCAAUGAUAAAUUGUUGCAGUUCCCACCUGCCUUUUAAGUCUUACUACAAACGCUCCUGGAGGUACUGCUGUUAUGUCCCUAGCAGGGCUUGAGUCCUGCAGGAACGCGUGGGAAUGGCGUUCCUUUACUUUUUUCACAGCAGGAACACCGUUCCCCCUGCAGGCACUAACCAGGGGGCAGCAACAAAUGCCGCCCCCAAAUGCUCUGUGUUCCCCCUGUCAUGGACCCCCCCACCUGAUGGACCCCCCCGGCAUGCGGCGGCCUCCCUGUCACACGCAGCGAGGGAGCUGUGUUCUCUCCGCUCUGCUCACUCGUGCACAGUUUGCUGAUGCCGCAAGCAUCAGUAGACAGCCAGCGCGAGGGAGCAGAGCAAAGAGAACACAGCUCCCUCGCCGUGUGUGACAGGGAGACAGCCGCCUGACUCACUGCAGCCCCAUUGGACCCCAGGGACCCAUCGAUGCCAGCUUUCCCCAAAAGGUAGGGAGGCUGGGUGGGUGGGAAAUGUUAAUUUUAAUAAUAUUAAUAAUUUGUAUAUAUGUGUGUGUGUGUGUGUAUGUGUAUGUCUGUUAGUGUAUGUGUGUGUGUGUGUCUGUUAGUGUAUGUAUGUAUGUCUGUUCGUGUAUAUGUGUAUGUGUAAGUUUGUGUCAGUGUGUGUAUGAGUUUGUGUAUGUCUGUUAGUGUAUGUGUGUGUUUAAGUGUAUUUACGUCUGUUAGCGGAUGUACGUGUGUGUGUAUAAGUGUAUGUGCUUCUGUUAGCAUAUGCAUGUGUGUGUAUGAGUGUAUGUGCUUCUGUUAGUGUAUGCAUAUGUAUGUUUGUGUGUAUGUGCUUCUGUUAGUGUAUGUUUGUGAGUGUCAAAUCAGUGAGAGUCUGUUUGUCAUUUAGUGUGUGCGUGACUAUUAGUGUAUGUCUGUCAGUGUGUUUGUGUGUGUCUCUCUGUCAAUGAAUGAGUGUGUGUCAGUAAAUGUGUGUGUGUCAAAUCAGUGAUGUCUGUGUGUUUGUCAUUGAGUGUGUGUGUUACUGUCAGUGUGUAACUGCCAGAGUGUGUCAGUGAAUGUGUGUGUGCUGUCAGAGAGUGUGUUUAAAGGGACACUAUAGGCACCCAGACAACUUCAGCUCAUUGAAGUGGUCUGGGUGCAGUGUCCCAGUCCCCUUAAACCUGCAAGUGUAAUUAUUGCAGUUUCUUAGAAACUGCAAUAAUUACCCUGAGGGAUAACUCCACCUCUAGUGGCUGUCUACCAGACAGCCUCUAGAGGGACCUUCGGGUGGUUAGGUGACCAAAAGUCGCCUAACUGAUACUGGACGUCCUCACCCUGUGCAUGAGGACAUUCAGCAUCUGCUUAAUACCCAUAGGAUUUUAUCCCCUUCAGUGUCGAGUGGGGGAGGGGAGGGCACUAGGGAGGGGGGCACUGUAGGGAAUUAUAGUGCCAGGAAAACAGCUUUGUUUUCGUUGCACUAUAGUAUUUCUUUUAAAGGAGCAGGAAAAGGUGGAGUCUAAAGAGGAAGGGGUGGGGUCUUAAUCAGGAAGCGGUGCGCCCUUGGCAGGAAGGGGUGGUAAAUUUAGAUUAGGGGGUGCUCAGGUAUAGUCAUGCAUCACAAAAUUAAAAUACACCACUGUGUGAGUGUCUGAGUAUGUGUGUGCAUCUGUUAGUGUCUGAGUGUAUGUGUAUGUCUGUAAGUGUAUGUGUGUGUCUGAGUGUGUGUGUGCACGUGUUUAUAUAUGCGUACGAGUGUUUCAUUUUUGGGGGGGUUAUUUCCCAAACUUUUUUCCCCAGGACUUGACCCCUGGUCCCUAGUCAAUACAACAAUAGCAUGGAGUGACCUACUUAACUUCAAGUUCAUAGCACAGUUGCAGAAAUAUGUAAAUACAUGCUUGGCGCCUUUUCCAUGGUUGAGGCCUGGGCCCCUUAUGUGCCUAAUGGUUUCUACUACCUGAUGGUGGCCCUGCCUACAGUACUAAUAUUUAAAUUUUCUUUUCUCUUCAGACUCCUUAG